Miscanthus lutarioriparius is the source of this 264-nucleotide messenger RNA. The record is from the annotation of a GenBank genome assembly. Lineage: Eukaryota; Viridiplantae; Streptophyta; Magnoliopsida; Poales; Poaceae.
AUGGCGAAGCCGCCAAGAGGAGAUGAACGAACCUGGCAAAGAGAGAGGCCCCGACUUGACUUGACCCAAGGAGAUCGCCGGCGUAACGUAACUGCAGUGCAGGGGAAUCCGGUAGCCGGAAGCAGGGCAGACGUCUACCGGCAGGACGCAGUGGCGGCGUUCUCUUCUCUCUCCCUAGUCCCUACUGGCGUGGAGCCGUGGAGGGAGUCUGGACGGGACGGAAGGGGGACGAAUGAAAGGAAGGAGGAGGCGGGUGGCGUGUGA